AUGUUUGCCAAAUUCACACUGACUGCAUUGCUUCUAAUAUUGUCUCAUGCUACGGAGACUGCAAAAAGGGCUUCCUUCGAUCCGGUUGCUGAUCCUGAAAUGAACGCCAUUCUGGCCAAGAUUGAACAUGGAAUACGCGAUCUUUCCAAUACUGAAAGUGUCCCGGCGAUUUCACAGGAAUCCCUCGAUAUUCCAGCUUCCCUAUUAGAGGAGAAGGAUGGCAAUGGCGUCGGCCUGGAACAAACUCUUCAAGGACUCGAUACGGUUGCAAACAACCAGCAGAAGUUGCUCCAGGAUACGACCUCUCAGCUCACUGACAUUCAGCACCGCCUCGACUCCUUGCUCACCGUCCAUACGUGA
Perkinsus marinus ATCC 50983 is the source of this 360-nucleotide messenger RNA. RefSeq lists its product as hypothetical. NCBI's taxonomy places the organism in Eukaryota, Perkinsozoa, Perkinsida, Perkinsidae. The record is from RefSeq and is a predicted model, not a curated record. The coding region runs from base 1 to 360 and encodes 119 amino acids. The transcript has 4 exons.